Syngnathoides biaculeatus (alligator pipefish) is the source of this 1427-nucleotide messenger RNA. It is a transcript of the gene polr3g, whose product is annotated as polymerase (RNA) III (DNA directed) polypeptide G. The record is from RefSeq and is a predicted model, not a curated record. Bases 540 to 1166 code for a protein of 208 amino acids. Lineage: Eukaryota; Metazoa; Chordata; Actinopteri; Syngnathiformes; Syngnathidae. Gene Ontology annotation, biological process: transcription by RNA polymerase III. The transcript has 8 exons. Gene Ontology annotation, cellular component: RNA polymerase III complex.
UGUAGUCCGGCAGGCUCCUCAAGCCGAGUCCCGUGUCGAUCACCACGUCCUGGUGGGAGCCGCGCAGCAGCCAUAUGUUAGCCCGGUUCUGCGACUGGUAGAACCGUUCCUGGAUCCAGUAGAGUCCGUCUCCGAGCGACUUACGCGGCCGCUGACACGCCCGUGGAGGAGGAGAGCGCUGUGAUUGGACCAAAGGGCGGAAGAGGAAAAAAAAUUCACGACGGCGACCAUUGGCUGAAAAUUCACUUACGUCACACAAUGGGAGGGAAGUCAAAGCCAGUCUGCCACAUGCGGACUGAGAGUGAGUUACCGGUGCGUUAGCAAAGCUUCAAAUCAGGUAGUUUUACGACCUAAUGUGGGCACUACUAACAAACUAGCGCUUAAAAUUAAAGGCCGUGUAGUGUUGAGCUGGCUUGACAACUCUUAACGCUCUCUUUAGUAAGUAUAACCGUUUAUACUACUUGGGGAGCGUGAGCGUGGGGCUGCCCACGAUCACGUCAUACGUUGUUGUAGUGUGUGUGUAAAGAGAGUUUGCAGCCAUGGCGGGGAAGGGGCGCGGCGGGGCCGCCUUCACCUUCAACAUCGAUGCACUGGGCAUCGGCCGGGGCAGCAUGCCAGAAGCCAGGGUGGGGCCCGAGCCUCUCUAUCCACCCACAGACUUCAAGCCAGUCCCGCUGAAGGUCGGCGAGGACGAAGACUACAUGCUGGCUCUGAAACAGGAGAUGAGGGGAACCAUGCAACGGAAGCCUCUCAUCAAGUUUCAGACCAAUAAGGCAGAUGUGGAGAAAUACACACAGCGAUACUUAAAGCAGAUACAUGAUGACGAAUGGACACCAGAUUGGAAUGUCUUCCCAAAAGAACUGAUGCCACAAAAGAAAACCAGGGUAAAAACAGCGCCAAAGAAGAAAAGGGUGAAGAUAUCCAGCAAAGAUGCAGAAGACGUGUUGACCAAAUUGAAUGUGCUGGAAAAGAAAGAUGGCGACGACAAAUCAGAUGAGGAGCAACCAAAGAACAAAGAGAAUGAGGAAGACGAGGAGGAGAUUGAAGAGGAGGAAUAUGAAGAGGAGGAAGUUGAAGAUAAUGACUACAUUGACAGUUACUUUGAUAACGGAGAAGACUUCGCUGCAGGAAGUGAUGACAAUAUGGAUGGCGAAGCAACAUACUGACUUCUACCUCAACUUGUUACUUUUUAUUAUAGGCCAGACUGAUGCUUUUGUUUACAAAUGAGCCGUGUAAAUGACAAAUGCUCAAAGCGUAUGCACGCUGGCAAUAUUUGAAAAUAGAUUUAUUUUUUGUCUGCAGCCUGUAAGCACAUUUACACAGGUUUAAAGGCACAUACUGUCAGAAUACUUUUCCAGAAUCUACACAAGUGGUGAUGUAAAUGGACUUUUGUAAAAUUAAAAAAAAAAACAAAAAACUCCUCAUUA